CGUAGUUUGGUCUCCGCUCCGAGGCUGUGUGUGUCAGUGUAGGACUCGUUUGUGACCGCACCAUGGACGGAGGACGCCGCUGACAAGCCGCAUCCGAGCCGUCCAGGUUUUUAUCGGGAAUAAUCUUGGAAUUAUCUGCUUUUAAACUAAACGAGAAUACUAUUUUUUUUUGUUUUUUGUUUGUUUUUGUUUUUUUUGAGCGGUGCGAACUUCACUGAGUCUCGCACAAAUAGUGGAUCGUGGGAAUACGCCGGAGAAGACUGCCGACGUUGUUAUCAGAGGAGGAUGGGGAGCCGGGGUCACUACCGAUACCACUGGCAGAGCCACAAUGUCAAACACAGCGGAGUGGACGACAUGGUGCUGCUCAGCAAGAUCAACGAGGAAGCCAUUGUGGACAACCUCAAAAAGAGAUACAUGGAUGACUACAUCUUUACAUACAUUGGUCCUGUGCUCAUUUCCAUCAACCCCUUCAAGCAGAUGCCAUACUUUGGAGACAAAGAAAUUGAGAUGUACCAGGGUGCAGCUCAGUAUGAGAACCCUCCUCACAUCUACGCUCUGGCAGAUAACAUGUACAGAAACAUGAUGAUUGACUCUGAGAACCAGUGUGUCAUCAUCAGUGGAGAGAGCGGAGCAGGGAAGACUGUGGCAGCCAAAUACAUCAUGGGCUACAUCUCCAGAGUGUCAGGUGGCGGGCCCAGAGUACAGCACGUCAAAGACAUCAUCCUGCAGUCCAACCCACUGCUAGAGGCCUUUGGAAACGCCAAGACUUUGAGGAACAACAACUCCAGCAGAUUUGGGAAAUAUUUUGAGAUCCAGUUCAGUUCUGGUGGUGAACCAGAUGGAGGGAAAAUCUCCAACUUUCUCCUGGAGAAGUCACGUGUCGUCAUGAGGAAUCCUGGAGAGAGGAGUUUCCACAUUUUCUAUCAGUUAAUAGAAGGAGCCAGUGCAGAGCAGAAGAACAGCCUUGGAAUCACAAGCUUGGAUUACUACACUUACCUCAAUACGUCCGGCUCCUACAAAGUGGAUGACAUCAACGACAAAAGUGACUUCCAGGAGACAAUGCACGCUAUGGAUGUGAUUGGCAUCGCGGCAGAAGACAGCUCCAUGGUGCUUCAGAUUGUGGCUGGAGUCCUGCACCUGGGAAACAUCACCUUCAAAGAGUCAGGCAACUAUGCUGCCGUGGAGAGUGAAGAGUUUUUAGCGUUUCCUGCGUUUCUCCUCGGCAUCGACCAGAACCGUCUGAAGGAGAAGCUGACGAGCAGAAAGAUGGACAGCAAGUGGGGAAGUACGGUGGAGUCCAUCGAUGUGACCCUGAACGUGGAGCAGGCCUCUUACACACGAGACGCCCUCUCCAAAGCCCUGCACGCUCGUGUGUUUGACUUCCUGGUUGAGUCCAUCAACAAAGCCAUGGUGAAGAAUCAUCAGGACUUUAAUAUCGGAGUGCUGGACAUUUAUGGAUUUGAAAUUUUCCAAAAAAAUGGAUUUGAGCAGUUCUGCAUCAAUUUUGUGAAUGAGAAGCUUCAGCAGAUAUUCAUCGAGCUGACUCUAAAGGCUGAGCAGGAGGAGUAUGUGCAGGAGGGCAUCAAGUGGACUGCUAUAGAGUACUUCAACAACAAGAUUGUAUGUGAUCUCAUCGAGAGCAAAAACCCUCCUGGUAUCAUGAGCAUCCUGGAUGACGUGUGCGCCACCAUGCACGCGGUGGGGGAGGGAGCCGACCAGACCAUGCUGCAGAAGCUCAGAGUCCAAAUCAACACACACGAGCACUUCAACAGCUGGAACCAGGGCUUCAUCAUCCAUCACUAUGCUGGCAAGGUGUCCUACGACGCCGAGGGUUUCUGCGAGAGAAACCGGGACGUCCUGUUUAAUGACCUCAUUGAGCUGAUGCAGAGCAGUGAGAUUGCCUUCAUCAGAGCACUGUUUCCUGAAAACCUCAAUGCUGAGAAGAAGGGUCGACCCACUACUGCAGGCAGCAAAAUAAAGAGACAAGCAAACGAUCUUGUGAGCACACUGAUGAAAUGUACUCCGCACUACAUCCGCUGCAUUAAACCCAAUGAGACCAAGAAGCCCAAAGACUGGGAGGAGAGCCGAGUGAAGCAUCAGGUGGAGUACCUGGGUCUGAAAGAAAACAUCCGAGUGAGGCGUGCUGGCUACGCCUACCGCAGGGUCUUCCGGAAGUUCCUUAACAGGUACGCCAUUCUGACCAAAGAGUCCUGGCCAGUGUGGCGAGGAGACGAGAAACAAGGUGUCCUUCAUCUCUUGCGAUCGGUCAACAUGGACCAGGACCAGUUCCAGCUGGGGCGCAGCAAGAUCUUCAUCAAAGCCCCUGAGUCGCUGUUUCUGCUUGAAGAGACAAGGGAGCGCAAAUUCGAUGGCUAUGCCAGGACCAUCCAGAAAGCCUGGAGGAAAUACGUGGCCCGCAAGAAGUUUGUUCAGAUGAGAGAAGAAGCUUCCGAUCUGCUGUUGAACCGGAAGGAGAGGCGGCGACACAGCCUGAACAGAAACUUCGUAGGGGACUACCUGGGAAUGGAUGACAGGCCAGAGCUCCGGCAGUUUUUGGGCAAGAGAGACAAAAUUGAUUUUGCUGACACAGUCGUAAAAUAUAACCGCAGGUUCAAGGGAACAAAGAGAGAUUUGAUCCUGACCCCUAAAUCUGUGAACCUGAUUGGAAGAGAAAAGGCAAAGCAGGGACCGGAGAAAGGUCAGGUGACCGAAGUGCUGAAGAGGCGGAUUGAGGUGGAAAAGAUCCUGGCGGUGUCUCUCAGCACAAUGCAGGACGACUUCAUGAUACUGCACGAGCAGGAGUACGACAGCCUGCUGGAGUGCGUCUUCAAGACGGAGUUCAUCAGCCUACUGGCCCGAAGGUUCGAGGAGAAGACUCAGAGGAAGCUGCCGCUCAAGUUUAGCAACGCAUUGGAGAUGAAGUUGAAGAAGGAGAACUGGGGCUUCCUGAGUGGAGGCGGCUCCAGGCAGGUGCUGUUCGCUCAGGGCCAAGGAGACAUACCCGUUCUGAAGCUUUCAAGCAAAUCCCUGCAGGUCAGCAUCGGAGCAGGACUUCCCAAGAAUACACGUCCAACCAGGAAGAGCUUCAGUCAGAGUCGCUCCAAUGUUUCAAGAACCCACCAAAACAUCCCGACAAGAGCCGCGCCAGGACCUCCAGUUGCUCACCAGAACGGCGGUCCGAAAAACACCAACCACGUCGCCAAUCAGAGGAACUCGCAGCAUCACAACCAGAGACAUCCCUCGUCCAGCAAUCCCACACAUCCCGUCCUGCCGAACAACGUCAGCCAGCUGAAGGAGCGAGGCGGCGGCAGCCGGCGAGAGCCCAACCUGGACUGUCUGCGAGUCCCCGAUCAAGGAGCCGCAGGUUCUGAAGACAGACGGCCAGCUUCAAAUGGAGGAAUUGCCCACAGACCGUCAGCCAGCAGGCCUCCGCCGGGAGGAGGGCGACCCAAGCCUGCACCCAAACCCAAACCCCAGGUGCCCCAGUGCAAAGCCCUGUACGCCUACGACGCCCAGGACACCGAUGAGCUCAGCUUCAACGCCAAUGACAUUAUCGACAUCAUCAGAGAGGAUGCAUCUGGAUGGUGGACGGGACGACUUCGUGGAAAGCAGGGACUUUUCCCCAACAACUACGUCACCAAGAUCUAGGAGCUGCCAGCUUGCAGCACAAGCCUGCUGCGUCCAUGCUGACCCUCUGAGAGGAAGGGAUGAAGCCUGCAGUCCGAGAUAGAAGCACUGGGAGACACUUCCUCCACUACUGUCUUAUCGAAAACGAAUGUAUCUCUUGGUUUCGCCACCAGACCAUAAGGCCUUCGGGCUUGAAAUUAGGCUCUCCUCCAAGGACAAAAAGACUGUUUGACCCCAGGGUCUGUUCUUCUCCACAGCCCCUUUGAGUACUGAACAAAACUAUUUAUUGUAUUUAUAGCUUUGUGUUCUCCUUACUGUCAUUAUAUCUUGCCGAGGAUUUGAACUUAAACAUUUUUGAAACGUUGGAAUUAAGUCUGCUAAUUCUCUGGGACCAGGCUGUGAUUUAUUUUAUUUUUGUUUUGUUUCUCUUUUUUUUCCACUUUCAACAUGUUGCUUUUAAAUGAAGGUUUGAAUGUUGAAGUAAAUGUGGUCAUCUUGGUGUCAAAACUGAAGCGCAGUUUUUACCAGGAAUAUUUAUUUUAAUGCAAAACUGUCUCUCCAGGAACAGACACUCUGUGAUUUCAACAGUGAUUUUAAAAACCAAAGCAUCAUACACUAGCGUCAGUCUGUUCUGUUUAAAAAAAAAAAAAAAAAAGAAAAACUGUCGAGGGCAUUGCGGCAAAAUGGCAAAUCACCUGGAAAACCUCCUUCCGUAUUUUGCUGAUGUUUUUGUACUUCUGUCACACCAGUAUAUUUUGACAUGCAUGUAUACUGUAACCUGAGCGUGCGGUCUGUGGUGUUUUAGCACUUUAUUGUUACAGGUACUACCUUGGACACAGACACCAUCACUCAAUCACUCAUGCCACAGCCAGGAAGUCAACUUUAUGAAGGACAUGCUCGCAAUAAGCCUAGUUACUGAGAAGAAUAAUUUGUUUACAUUAAAUGAUUGAAAAAAAAGAGGCAUUUUUAAAAUCUGCAUCUGUAUAUGUGUUCAUAUGUAGUACACUUGAUGUUGUGUAGCAUAUUUUUUUUCUUUUUUUGUAUUUUAUAACUGAAGGAUAUUGGUAUGCUUUUCCUCCCUGAGCUUUUGAUACUUACGCAGCUGCUUUAUUUCCAUUUUAACUGAAGCUACAAAACAAUUUUUAUCACAAAUUUGAGGUGAAUGGAUUUUUGUUUUGUCAAGUGCAAACGGUGUUAAGGUAAAGAAGGUUGUUUUUUUUUUCUUCGUAGCACCAAAAAUAGUUUGAUUCUGCUCUUGAGUUUCUGCACAUCUCUUGUACUGCUGUUGCAGUACUGACACAUUCCUUGGUUGUUUGUUUUUUUUCACUUAAAAUCACACAGCCACAUCUUGCUAUAGUCAGGUAAACCUGCUGGGACGUCUGUCGUAGAACUGUAUGAUUGAAUAUAAUUUGAUCUUGGAUGCUUGAAAAACAUCCUUGUGCAAUAUACACUAAUACUGAAUCUUUUAAUAAAGCAUGUAAUAUUGCAUAA
Messenger RNA from Cololabis saira (Pacific saury), 5118 nucleotides. RefSeq names its product myosin IEa (gene myo1ea). The coding region runs from base 286 to 3648 and encodes 1120 amino acids. NCBI's taxonomy places the organism in Eukaryota, Metazoa, Chordata, Actinopteri, Beloniformes, Belonidae. Gene Ontology annotation, molecular function: microfilament motor activity; ATP binding; actin filament binding. The record is from RefSeq and is a predicted model, not a curated record. Gene Ontology annotation, biological process: vesicle transport along actin filament; actin filament organization. Gene Ontology annotation, cellular component: microvillus; myosin complex; actin cytoskeleton. The transcript has 29 exons.